Messenger RNA from Ectocarpus sp. CCAP 1310/34, 952 nucleotides. The record is from the annotation of a GenBank genome assembly. Lineage: Eukaryota; Phaeophyceae; Ectocarpales; Ectocarpaceae.
AUGGAAAGGGUCUUCUCCGACCUGGGGGCUUUCAAGGCCCAGCUCAACAAAGUCCAGCAGAUCUUCAAGGACGCCGGUCACGUGUGCAUCUUCCUUCCCAAGUACCACGGUGAGCUCAAUGCCAUUGAGCGGUACUGGGGAUACGUCAAGCACGUCCUUCGGCUUCACUGCGAGUACUCCCUCACCCACAUGCUCAAGAUNAAGAUUCUGCCGAGGGCGUUGAGUGGGGUGCCUUUGGAACACAUCCGCGCGUGGAGCAGGGUGGUGUGGCUAUACAUUGAAGCGUACGACGACGGGAUGGUGGGCUACCUCAAGAACCGCGAACUCAAGGAGUGGCACACGCACCGAGAAGCCACCCGAAGGGGGGAUGCGGUUUUGGAGGCAGCGGGGCGAGGAAAAACACAAGCGGAAAAGGACGCCGCGGCGGCGAAGGCGUUGGCGGCUUCGCAGGAAUGCCGAACCCUCUCCACGAGGGGGGCCAAAAGGGCAUUCAAAGCGUGGAAGAACAAGCAGAGGGAGGAAGAGAAGGAGGGGGGAGAGGAGAAGGAGGCCGAGAACACUGCGUCGUGAUGUGUGUGUCUCUGUAUGCAUUAUUGGGUGUUUUUUACGAUGAAGUAUUGUUUAUUCAACAGUUAUGCGUGGUGUCUGCAAAGUGCGAACGUGAGGUGUCCAUGGUGUAUCAAGCAGGCAGUAAGAGAGGGGGGGGGGGGGGUCCCUCCAGGGAACGAUUAGGGGGGUUCCGUGAUGACAUAGGGGAGGUAUACUGCAUUCUGGGGGGCUCCGUGUAUGAUUUUGGUCAAAAAUGUUGCAUGUCACCAGAAAAAAAAAAACUCUGCGGCUAUCGACGUAUCUCGACGAGGCGGUCACGACCAUCGUUGUUUCACGUUCCAAUUUUUUUUCAAAAAAAAGCUAUCGCACCAAACGUGAUUGGACAAAUUGUUGUGCACGGACC